Messenger RNA from Copidosoma floridanum, 2389 nucleotides. It is a transcript of the gene ArgRS, whose product is annotated as arginine--tRNA ligase-like protein. Gene Ontology annotation, cellular component: cytoplasm. NCBI's taxonomy places the organism in Eukaryota, Metazoa, Arthropoda, Insecta, Hymenoptera, Encyrtidae. The record is from RefSeq and is a predicted model, not a curated record. Gene Ontology annotation, biological process: arginyl-tRNA aminoacylation. Gene Ontology annotation, molecular function: arginine-tRNA ligase activity; ATP binding.
UACGAGCCGAUUAUAGACACGUGCAUGUGUGUACGAUUGAGUACAUUUCAAAUCAGUUUAGUAGAUGAAAAAUGUCGUUCAACGAGCUUGAUCUAUUUGAACAGCGAGCAUCACUUGCGGAAGACGUAAUAAAUGGUCUUAAAAAGGAGCUCAAUUCACUAUACGCUCUUUUAAAAUGUGGAAACAUCCAAGGGAAUAAUGAAGACGAUGGUCAAACUGUAAGCCAGGCUGAUUUUGAGAAAUUGAAGAAAGAAAACGAAAAGCUCAAGUAUAGGAUAGAAAUCCUGAAAAAAACUCUGUGUGAAUUCAAGGCCAAACAUAUUGCACUCACCACUGACAUGUCCAACUGCAGCAGUAUGAUUAGUAUUCAAAAUACACUGUCCUCUUUAUUUGAAAAAGCCAUCAGCGAGGUGUUCCCAGAUCUGACUGAUCCACCAGUUGACAUUUCGAUGAGUAACAACCCAAAAUUUGGCGAUUACCAGUGCAACAGUGCUCUUCCUAUUUGUAAAUUACUCUCAACAGUUGAUAAAACUACAGAAAAGAAGAAGAUUAGUCCUAAAGACAUUGCUGAAAAAAUUGCAGCCAAAGUUGCAUCAUCCAGCAUGAUCGAUAAAUUAGAUGUUGCUGUUAAUGGUUUCAUAAACAUUUACCUGAAACGUGAAUUUGGACAAAAUGUUUUCAGAAAUGUAUUGAAAAGUGAAAAAGUUUCUGUUGCUCCCUUGAUUAGAAAGCGCAAAGUUAUUAUUGAUUUCUCUAGCCCAAAUGUUGCCAAAGAAAUGCAUGUUGGCCACUUGAGGUCAACUAUAAUUGGCGAUAGUAUUGCCAGGUUGUUGGAGUAUCUUGGUCACGAUGUAUUAAGGUUGAAUCACGUUGGAGACUGGGGAACGCAAUUUGGAAUGUUGAUUACUCAUCUUGAAGAUCAAUUCCCCAAUUAUUGUACAGAAUCGCCACCUAUUUCAGAUCUCCAGGCAUUUUACAAGGAGUCAAAACUAUUGUUUGAUACUGAUGAAGAAUUUAAAAAGAGGGCAUAUGCAAACGUAGUAAAAUUACAAGCUCACGAUCCCAAAAUCAUGCAAGCCUGGAAGUUAAUUUGCGAUGUAUCGAGGAAAGAGUUUCAAAGUAUAUAUAAUCGCCUGGACAUCCAAUUGGUCGAGAGGGGCGAAUCAUUCUACCAGAAACACAUGGAAGACAUAGUCAAAGUAUUAGAAGAAGAGGGUUUCCUGGAAGAAGACGAGGGGCGUAAAAUCAUGUGGGGACAAACGAAAGAUGGAAUCCCAUUGACUAUUGUGAAGCGCGACGGUGGUUUUACCUAUGAUACGUCGGAUAUGGCCGCUAUUAGACACCGCAUCUUCGAGGAAAAAGGCGAAUGGUUGAUAUACGUUGUAGAUUCUGGGCAAGCCGUUCAUUUCCAAACAAUUGAGAGUUGUGCGAAAAGAGCCAGAAUCCUUUUGAGCUUUCACAAGAUGGAUUUCGUAGGUUUCGGCGUGGUUCUUGGAGAGGAUAAGAAAAAAUUUAAAACUCGCUCCGGAGACACCGUUAAACUCAGUGAAUUGCUUGAUGAAGGUUUGAAACGAGCGGAAGAGAAACUCAAAGAAAAGGAACGCGAAAAAGUGCUGACGGAGGAAGAGUUCAAUCGAGCUAAAGAAUCGGUGGCUUACGGCUGCAUCAAGUAUGCCGAUCUCUGCCAUGAUCGAAACAAGGAGUACAUAUUCUCGUUCGACAGAAUGCUGUCGGACAAGGGAAACACGGCGGUCUACCUGUUGUACGCAUUGACUAGGAUCCGAUCGAUCGCCAGAAUGGCCAACGUAUCGCGCGAACAGGUCAAACAGGCGAUCGAAAGCACUCCAAUUUCGCUGGACCACGAAAAGGAGUGGAAGCUCGCUAAGGUGCUGCUCAGGUUUCCCGAUGUCAUCAUGAAAGUCACCAAGGAUCUGUCCCUCCACAAUCUCUGUGAUUUCUGCUACGAGGUCGCUUGUACGUUCUCUGAAUUCUAUGAUAACUGCUACUGCGUAGAAAAGAAUCAAGCAGGAGAAAUCGUUAAAGUAAAUAUGGGGCGAAUACUGCUAACAGAGGUGACGGCAAUGAUGUUGGAACAGUGCUUUUCGUUGCUGGGUUUGAAACCCGUUGAAAAAAUGUAAGAAAAAAAAAAUUUUUUUUUAAGUGCAGCAACCUAGAAAAACUGAUUGUCCAAGGUUUUUUGACUUGCGAUUUUAAUACAUUUUUUUUCAUGAAUAACAAUAUUUUUUACAUUAACAUUCUUUUAAAUUUUUUUAUUCGUAUUCAUGAAAAAAAAAAAAAAAAAAAAGAUCAAUCAGAACUGUAUUUUGUAACAAUUAUUGUGUAAUAAUACGCCAGAGGCUUUUUGCAAAUAAAUUAUCUCUUGACAGAA